AUGUUUCUUUCUGUCUUUCCCUGUAUUUCUUUCUUUAAUUCUCUGUAUUUUAUGACUUCAUACUGUUUCAUUUCUCUCCUUCCCUCUCUCUUACUUUCCAUCUUUCUUUCUUUCUUUCUUUCUUUCUUUCUUUUCCGCCGCUAUUUCUCUCUCUCUUUCUUUCUUUCUUUCUUUCUUUCUUUCUUUCUUUCUUUCUUUCUUUCUUUCUUUCUUUCCAUUCUCUGUAUUGAGUAUCACUUGUUCUUCUUUUUCCCCUUCAAUAUUUCUUCUUUUUUGUUUUUUGUUUUGUUUUAUCCUUAUCUUUUUUCUUAUUUUUUCCUCUUCGUCUCACACGCCUUUUAUUACAAUUCUUUAUUUUCUAUUCUUCUUACAUUUACUCCUCUUGCUAGUUCAUUACUGAUAAUUCCUUAUCCGUUUUUUGUUGUUGAUGUUGUUGUUGUUGUUUUGUUGUUCUUCUUCUUUUCUUCUUCUUCUUCUUGCUCGUUGUUGUUUUACCCUUUAUUUUGCUUCUUUUCCUUUUAUUGUUAUUUUUUACUCUUCUUUCUUAUUCUUUUCUUCUUCGCCUCACACGCCUUUUAUUGCAAUUCUUUAUUUCCUAUCCGUUUUUUUCUAGUUCUUUUUUUUCUUUUUCUUUUCUUUCUUUUCAUUUCUUUCUUUUUUUAUUUCUUGUGUUUUUCGAUUUCCACUGUUUUUUCUUUUUAUUCUUUGUUCAUAUUUUAUCUUCUUCUUCUUCUUCUUCUUCUUCUUCUUAUUAUUAUUAUUAUUAUUAUUAUUAUUAUUAUUCUCCCCAUCCUUCUCCUUCUUCUUGGCUUCCACAGAUUCUUUAUUACUUUCAGUUUUUUACACUUUCUUCUUUUUUUCUUAUCCUUCUUUUCCUCCUCCUCCCCCUUCUUCUUCUUCUGCUUAUUAUUAUUAUUAUUAUUAUUCUCCUAUUUUACAUCCUCCUCCUCCUUCUUUGUCUUGGCUUCCACAGAUUCUUCUUCUUAUUUUCUAUUACUUUCAGUUUUUGACACUUUGUUAUUGUUGCUGUUGUUGUUGUUGUUCUUCUUCUUCUUCUUCUUCUUCUUCUUCUUCUUCUUCUUCUUCUUCUUCUUCUUCUUCUUCUUCUUGCCUUCCACAGAUUCUUCUUCUGAUUCUCUAUUACUUUCAGUUUUUCACACUUUCUUCGUCGUCUUCUUUUUCCUUUUAUUGUCUUCUUCUUUCUAUAUUCCUUCUUACCUUCAUUUUCGCGCCAUAUAUUUAUUAUCUUUGACAGAUAUCAUCACCUUAAUUCGCUUUCGCCUUUUUAUUCUCUAUUUCUUUCUAUGUUUCUCUUUUUCUCUCCAUUCUCUUUUUCCUUCUUCCCGCUGUUUCUUUUCCUGA
Messenger RNA from Acanthosepion pharaonis, 1362 nucleotides. The record is from the annotation of a GenBank genome assembly. NCBI's taxonomy places the organism in Eukaryota, Metazoa, Mollusca, Cephalopoda, Sepiida, Sepiidae.